AUGCCAAGGCCACCACGUCCAACAAGUUACACUGAGGAAGUCCCAGAACAACCGGAGGUCCAUGUCGAUAUUGAGGAUGUUGAAGAAGAAGAAAUAGUUAUAGAGCCAGAAGAUGAUAUUAAAAAGAAACCUAAGAAAAAGUUUUUUAAUUUUAAAAAGACCACUGAUGAUGAUGAAGAGGUAAUAAAGCCAAGUAAAACGAAAGACACCUCUAGUUCUGUGAAUGUUCAAGCCACUGGAAAUGUAUACAAUAUAGUAAAUUCUUCAAAAGUAAGAUUUGGUAAUGACUACUAUUUAUCACCACCAAGUAAAACUACCAACCAAAGUCAAUCUGAAGAGCAUAUUGAAAAAGAUAAUCUCAUCACACUCCUCAUGGAAGCUACCAUAAAGCCUGAUCAUGAUUACAUUGACUACAUUUCUAAGAACCUGGGAAGGAACUGGCACACAUUCUUUAGAACACUUGGCUUCUCUCAGGGCAGAAUUGAAACAGCUGAAAUCGAUGCUGGUGCUUAUGGGAUAUGUGAGGCUCGCUACAAACUGCUACUAGACUGGGUGAACAAUGAUGAUGAUGGCACUCUCGGUGGUUUAACAAAAAAGCUGUGGGAGGAGGGCGAAAGAAGCACUGUCAAGGCACUCUCUGCUAUGUACAAGAAAAGUAAAAAGUAA
This is a messenger RNA of Arctia plantaginis, 666 nucleotides long. The record is from the annotation of a GenBank genome assembly. NCBI's taxonomy places the organism in Eukaryota, Metazoa, Arthropoda, Insecta, Lepidoptera, Erebidae.